This is a messenger RNA of Elephantulus edwardii (Cape elephant shrew), 519 nucleotides long. RefSeq names its product family with sequence similarity 107, member A (gene FAM107A). Bases 1 to 519 code for a protein of 172 amino acids. The transcript has 4 exons. Gene Ontology annotation, cellular component: synapse; stress fiber; neuron projection. Gene Ontology annotation, biological process: actin filament polymerization; regulation of actin cytoskeleton organization; actin filament bundle assembly. The record is from RefSeq and is a predicted model, not a curated record. NCBI's taxonomy places the organism in Eukaryota, Metazoa, Chordata, Mammalia, Macroscelidea, Macroscelididae.
AUGGCGCAGAGGCUGAGCGAGCGGGGCCGGGGGCCCACGGAGCCCACCGGGCUCUACCGGGCGGUGCUGCUCAGGUCGGCCUCCAUGUACUCGGAGAUCCAGAGAGAGCGGGCGGACAUCGGGGGCCUGAUGGCCCGGCCGGAGUACAGGGAGUGGAACCCUGAGCUCAUCAAGCCCAAGAAGCUUCUGAACCCGGUGAAGGCGUCCCGGAGCCACCAGGAGCUGCACCGAGAGCUGCUCAUGAACCAUAGGAGGGGUCUGGGCCUGGACAGCAAGCCAGAACUGCAGCGGGUCCUGGAGCACCGCCGCCGGAACCAGCUCAUCAAGAAGAAAAAGGAGGAGCUGGAGGCCAAGCGGCUGCAGUGUCCCUUCGAGCAGGAGCUGCUGAGGCGGCAGCAGAGGCUGAACCAGCUGGAAAAACAACCGGAAAAGGAGGAGGAUCACGCCCCUGAAUUCAUCAAAGUCAGGGAAAACCUGCGGCGGAUUGCCACUCUGACAAGUGAGGAGAGGGUGCUGUAG